Molecule: messenger RNA, 4010 nt
Organism: Homalodisca vitripennis (glassy-winged sharpshooter)
Lineage: Eukaryota; Metazoa; Arthropoda; Insecta; Hemiptera; Cicadellidae
Product: pre-mRNA-splicing factor ATP-dependent RNA helicase PRP16-like
Biological process (GO): mRNA splicing, via spliceosome
Cellular component (GO): intracellular anatomical structure; spliceosomal complex
Molecular function (GO): RNA binding; ATP binding
Source: RefSeq, a predicted model, not a curated record
UUGUUUUGUUUAGUUAUAUUGAUUACAGAGUAGGUUAUUUGUUUUGAAUAGUUAUUAACACCAGUUUAUCUUGUACAUUUCAUAAAUUUCAAUAUUUAUAUCAUACUAGUAUUAGAGUAAUGUUUCCUUGAUUGUAUUCUUUUACAAUUUUCUUUCAUUAUUAACAUGGAGUGUGAUGAAGAUGGUGUUUAUAGGUUAGAAGGUAGCCAAAAUGAAAAAGGCGGUUUAAUUAUUAAGAAAAAGCCUGUUUCUGGUGCAAAUUUUGAAUUCAGAGUUCCAACAACAUCUCUUCUUGGACUAGAUAGACUUGCAGGUACAGAAUCUGUGGAGAAGGAAUCAAAGAAAUCAAAACUUUUAUCAUAUAAAGAUGUUGAUGAUGGUGAAAAUGCUGAGGAAAGUCCAAGGAGAUCUGACAGAAGAGACAAAAAGAAAGAUAAAGAAAGACAUUAUAGAGAAGCAUAUGACGAGACUCCAACACACACUGGCGGUAUAUCACGUGAAGCUAGAGAGAGACAGGAAGCCAGGAUGAGACGAGACAGAGAGAAAGGUCUUUAUACCAGCUCCAAAGACAGAUCUGACACAGAGAGAGGUAGAGGUCGAGACAGAAAAAGUGAGCGGAGGGACAGAGAUUCUGUGCGUAGAGAUAGAGAAUCAGAGCGGAGAGGUAGAGAUUGGUCAGAAACACCCAGCGUUCGAUUCAAAGAUGAACCAAGAACACCCAGCUUUAAGGUUAAAGAUACUCCAUCAAGAACAUCGUGGGACGAUGAUGAUCCUACGCCACCACGCCAUUCCAGCUGGGACUUGCCAACACCACGCACUUACAAUACGCAGGAGAACGGUGAGUGGUCAACACGCACUACACCAGCGCACCGUUACAACGUAUGGGCCAAGGAUCGAAAGCGCACCGGAGCAACCCCCUUGCCAGGCAAAGAGGGGGAAGUAGCGUGGGGAGGGCGAAGUGAAAGGGAGCAGUGGGAGGCUGAGCAGGUCCGCCUAGAUAGAGAAUGGUACGCUCUGGACGAGGGGGCUGAUACUGCCAACAACCCUUUCAGCAAUGUCAGUGAGGAGUACGCACGCAAGAAGGAGCAGCAGUUGGAGCAACGCAAGAAGAAACGAAUGUCUGCACAACAGCGGCAGAUCAGCAAGGAUAAUGAGCUGUGGGAGCGUAACCGGAUGUUGACCAGUGGUGUGGUACAGUCAGUGGAUGUUGAUGAUGACUUUGACGAUGAGAGUGAGGCCCGUGUACAUCUCCUAGUACACAAUAUUGUUCCACCCUUUCUUGAUGGCCGGAUCGUCUUUACUAAACAACCGGAACCGGUCAUCCCAGUUAAAGAUCCAUCAUCAGAUAUGGCUCUGGUUGCGAGGAAAGGGUCUGGGCUGGUCAGGGUGUACCGAGAGCAGAAAGAGCGGCGGAAAGCUCAGAAGAAACACUGGGAACUUGCCGGAACCACCAUCGGAAACAUCAUGGGCGUUGAGAAAAAAGAAGAAACUGAUGAACGGCAAGGAAAGGAUGAUGAGACGGAUUACAAGACAGACCAGAAGUUUGCCGAACACAUGAAAGACACCCCGGAAGCCAGCAGUGAGUUUGCUAAGAAAAAGACUAUAACAGAGCAGAGGCGGUAUUUGCCUGUGUUUGCUGUUAGGCAAGAGCUGCUGAACGUGAUCCGAGAAAACAGUGUGGUAAUCAUUGUUGGAGAGACAGGCUCAGGGAAAACCACACAAUUGACCCAAUACUUGCAUGAAGAUGGAUACAGCAAGUAUGGGCUCAUCGGUUGUACCCAGCCAAGAAGAGUGGCAGCCAUGUCAGUAGCCAAGAGAGUCAGUGACGAAAUGUCCUCCAAGUUGGGAGACACUGUUGGAUAUGCAAUCCGUUUUGAAGAUUGUACUUCAGAAGACACAGUGAUCAAGUACAUGACAGACGGAAUCUUACUGAGAGAGUCCCUGAGAGAGCCGGACUUAGAUAAUUACAGCGCCAUUAUCAUGGACGAGGCGCACGAGCGCUCUCUGAGCACUGAUGUCCUCUUUGGCUUACUCAGGGAGGUGGUGGCACGGAGACAGGACCUCAAGUUAAUUGUCACAUCUGCAACAAUGGACGCCGGAAAAUUUUCAACAUUCUUCGGCAAUGUCCCAACGUACACAAUACCUGGCAGGACAUUCCCUGUAGAGGUGUACUUCAGCAAGAAUCCUGUGGAGGACUAUGUGGACUCUGCAGUCAAACAGGCUCUGCAGAUCCAUCUUCAGCCUCAUGAAGGUGACAUCCUGAUCUUCAUGCCUGGACAGGAAGACAUCGAAGUGACUUGUGAAGUGUUAGCUGAGAGGUUGGCCGAGAUUGACAAUGCACCACAGCUGUCAGUGUUGCCAAUCUACUCCCAACUGCCAUCAGACCUGCAGGCCAAGAUAUUCCAACGGUCACCAGAUGGGCUCCGCAAAUGUGUGGUGGCCACCAACAUUGCAGAGACUUCACUGACAGUGGACGGAAUAAUGUUUGUGGUGGACUCCGGCUACUGCAAGCUGAAAGUCUACAAUCCUCGGAUUGGUAUGGAUGCCUUGCAGAUCUACCCUAUCAGCCAAGCCAAUGCUAACCAGAGGUCUGGUCGUGCUGGGAGAACGGGGCCAGGGCAGUGUUACAGGCUGUACACUGAGCGACAGUACAAGGAAGAGCUGUUGGUGACCACAGUACCGGAGAUACAGAGGACGAAUCUAGCCAACACUGUGUUACUGUUGAAGAGCCUAGGAGUCCAGGACCUGCUGCAGUUCCACUUCAUGGACCCUCCACCACAGGACAACAUACUGAACUCACUGUACCAGCUGUGGAUCCUAGGGGCCCUCGAUCACACGGGUUCCCUCACGCCCCUAGGGAGACAGAUGGCUGAGUUCCCCUUGGACCCGCCGCAAUGCCAGAUGCUCAUUGUCUCCGCACAGAUGGGCUGCACUGCCGAUAUACUCAUCAUAGUGUCAAUGUUGUCUGUUCCGUCAAUAUUCUACAGACCCAAAGGGAGGGAAGAGGAGGCUGACUCUGUGAGAGAGAAGUUCCAAGUGCCUGAGUCUGAUCAUCUCACCUUCCUCAAUGUCUACAACCAGUGGAAACAGAACAACUACUCUGCGAGUUGGGCCAACGAACACUUCAUCCACAUCAAGGCCUUGCGUAAAGUGCGGGAGGUAAGACAGCAACUCAAGGACAUCCUGGUGCAGCAGAAGAUAGAAGUCGUCAGCUGUGGAACAGACUGGGACAUCAUCCGAAAGUGCAUCUGCUCAGCAUAUUUCCACCAAGCUGCGAGACUGAAGGGUAUCGGAGAGUAUGUGAAUUGUCGGACUGGUAUGCCAUGUCACCUUCACCCCACCUCAGCGCUGUUUGGGAUGGGCUUCACCCCCGAUUACGUUGUCUACCAUGAGCUUAUCAUGACUGCUAAGGAGUACAUGCAGUGUGUGACGGCGGUGGAUGGCCACUGGUUGGCAGAACUGGGGCCGAUGUUCUUCUCGGUGAAGGAGACCGGGCGAUCGGGCUCAGCCAAGCGACGCAGGGCACUGGAGCAUCUCCAUCACAUGGAGGGCCAAAUGAAGGCUGCGCAGGAAGAGAUGAGGGCUCGGCAGGAGGAGACAGAAAGGCGGAAUAUGGCCAGUGUCCGGAAGAGUGAGAUUAUAACUCCUGGAGUCCGAGAACCUGGAACUCCUGCAACUCCCCGGAGAACUCCAGCAAGACUUGGGUUGUAGUUAAUUAUGUGCAUUAGAGUUUAACAGUGUAUAAGCAGUACAAAGCUAUGGAAUGAAGAGUAAAAAUCUUGUAUUAUAGUUCAAAGUGAACAAAAUAACAUUUUACUUUAGAAGUCACGUUUUUUUAUGUACAAAAUUAUAUACAUUAUUGUAUAUUGGAUUUCUUUUUGAAAUGUACUUAAAGGAUCAAGUAUCGUAAUUUCUAACAAUAGUGUUAAAUUGAUAUUAUUAUAUUACAUGUAAAUACUCGUUUUAUAUUAUUUAUUUACUUUGUAAAUAAAUACAAAUUUUACAUUUUA